Neurospora tetrasperma FGSC 2508 is the source of this 2640-nucleotide messenger RNA. RefSeq lists its product as uncharacterized. NCBI's taxonomy places the organism in Eukaryota, Fungi, Ascomycota, Sordariomycetes, Sordariales, Sordariaceae. The transcript is spliced from 2 exons. The record is from RefSeq and is a predicted model, not a curated record. Bases 1 to 2640 code for a protein of 879 amino acids.
AUGUUACCAAGCAAUCUUUACAGUACAUAUCGCCAAUACAAGCACGACACUGAUGUCGUGGCCUCGUGGCUAGCCCAGACCGGAAAGACGCUGGGCUGCGCCGCCGAACUCAUCGCUUCCAACUCGGCCUCUCCCGCAAAUCCCAACCUCAAAAGCGCUCGCCUCAAGGGCAAAGCCCGAAAAUCGGCAAAGCCUCAUGCUGCUGCAGAAGCGCACGGGCAGGCCAAAGGCCUCUCGGAGAGGCAGAAGUAUGUGCUUGCGCUCAAAAACUUUGUGCCGCUCGCCGAAUUCAUCGGUACCAAGUUGAGUGAGGCAAGGGUUGUUGAGAUUCCGUCCGUUGUUCCAGUUGCUAUCGAGCGCGCCAUCACGGUGCGCAAAGGUUUUGCCCGGCUCCUCCAGGAUCAUGGCCGCGCCCUGGAGCUUGAGUCCAAUGAAAACCACUCCUACUUCGUCUCAGUCUUAGAGAAGGUUCGACAUAUCCUCGAGCCUCUGUUCAGAGACUCUUGGGUCAGGAGGGCUCUCCCCAAGCUACCCAAGACAACAGCUAGCACCAAUCCGUUUGAUCUUCUCGAAUUUUAUGAUGCUCCCGAUUUUGACCUCGCAGGAGACUCUACAGGUAACUCGAAGGAAGCGGCCAAGGGCAAGGAAACCGUCGAUGAGGGCGUCAUUGUUGAUUAUGAAGCUGAAGACUCUGCGUCCUCUCUCGUCGCCUUUGCUACCCUCUUCCGCGAUGUCCGCGCUCUCCGGAUGCAGGUCAGAAGUCUAUGGGCUGCCUAUGCCAAGGGCGAGCUCUCUUUGCCUUCCGUGGCCGUUGCUACAAACACGGCCAUCAAUAUUGCCCGAUUUAUGGAGGAAGAUGCUGCUGAUAGCGUCCGCUUAAACAGAGACAAAAAGAACCCCAAGGACUGGGCACUGUUUUACUGUCAAAUGGCUACCAGUAGUCAGGGCAUUGAUAUUACCGAGCGCACUCCAGGCUGUGACAUAAAUCUCAGCGCCUUUCCCAUGCUGGACGAGUCCAUGACCAUCGCCUUCAUUCUUCUCGAAGCAUGGAUCAGCCAGGCACGGGCGUCAAGCGAGGUGGUGACUUAUAACGGCAAGUUUGGCUGGUAUGAUCUGACGAUCGACUAUGAUUCGGCACCGACGGACGUCAAAUGGCAGCAAGAUAAAGCUGCUUUCUUGGAGGUUGCGCCCCAAUUCGAUCUCAUGGGAAGGUUUAACACCACUCCGCCAGAUGCCCUCCCGGAAGGAUUGUAUUCCGAUAUGCCCGUUGAGGACGAACUCUUGCGCGGGCUUCGCCUUCUCCUUACCCGGAAAGAGAAGGUUCUACCCUUCUGGCUCGCGUUUGCCACCACCAUUCAUCUUGAUGUACGUCGCGUCCUGGGACGGCAGUCUGAGAAGCCGUUUUGGGCCAUGAUGCGGUACAAUAUGGCUAUCGAUGACAGUAUAACCCAAAAUUUGGAGUAUUACGAGAACUUGACCAUCAAGGGCUGGGAGCAAAUGCACGGCGACAGACAACUUAUAAAACUCCAAAAUGAGGCGCGCUGGUUCACUGAAAACCCACUCUACAAAGUUAUCGAGUCCACAGGACUCCUAACCUCCCGUGACAACAAAGAACACACCUUUCUUAAGAUGCAUCCGCUUUUCUGCGGUCUCUGGAUUCACUACAUCCGCACAACCUACCACCUCCUUGCAACCCAAUUCGAGCGCUGCUGGGGCGGGAUCCUCUAUACUGGCCAUCUCUACAAUGCCUUAUGUAACGAGGGGCUGAUCGACGACGCUGCGAAAUGGGACGACAUGGAUCUCUUCUAUCGUUUGCAAGGCGGUAAAGACAAGUUUUUUGUUGGCGCGGCACCCACAGAGCGGGACAGCUACCACAAACAGCUUUGCAUGAUGAUGGGCUUCUCAGCAACGAGCUUUAUCGCAAGCACCAGAAACAAGACACGGAAGCUCGUGCCCACUAAAGCAGGCCCACGCUCUCUUGUGGCUCAAGGUAAGGUAUCCUCCAUGUUUCAUAAUCAAUACAGGCCAAGCAUGGAAGGAAUCAAGCUUUCUGUGGAUGAUGUGCAAGCGAUCCUCAACAAGAAAAGUCAGAAUCCACAGAAAACACCUCAGGCCACCCCAUCGCAACUCAUCCACCAACUGGCCCUUGACAUUGAAGCCGAAAUUCCCGAAACUUCAGUCGAUUAUCUUGCAAUGCACAGACAAUGCUGGGACUUUUUGCGCAGUCUCGAAGGCGCCGUGGAUCCGUACUUUCGCCGGGUCGCCGGGCCAGGUUGGAUAGAGAGGGAGCAUCAGCUUCCCUUCGUGGUGGGCUACAUAUUCUCUACGGUGCUCGACCCCGUGGGAGGAGAAAGCAAAAUGACAGAGUUCCUGGUCCUUGCUUCCAAAGUGUACAAAGAGGCGGUUGCACCCUAUCGCAAGGACGUGACUUUUCACCUCGAAACUAUCCAGGACUACGACAAAAUGCUUUCUCACCCCGAAGACAAAUUUCUGGGACCUAUGCUGAAUGAGUUGUCUCUUGAAGAACCAGAAGAUGAGGAAUGGGUCGAUUCGGAAUUUGAAGAGAUGAUGGAAGCCGAUAGAGAAAUAGACGCCAUGUGCCGAAAGUUCGACCCGUUAUGGGACGAACCGGAAGAUUGA